Molecule: messenger RNA, 4421 nt
Organism: Pteronotus mesoamericanus
Lineage: Eukaryota; Metazoa; Chordata; Mammalia; Chiroptera; Mormoopidae
Gene: SEC16B
Product: SEC16 homolog B, endoplasmic reticulum export factor
Exons: 26
Coding region: 154-3306 (1050 amino acids)
Biological process (GO): COPII vesicle coat assembly; autophagy; Golgi organization
Cellular component (GO): endoplasmic reticulum exit site; ER to Golgi transport vesicle membrane
Source: RefSeq, a predicted model, not a curated record
GGCACCUGGACUUUGACAGUCCGCAAGGCGAGGAGGCACUGUUGGGCCAGGCUGCUGGAGCCGCGCGGGAGGCAGGUGGAAGGGCGCCCGAGCAGGGAGAUGAAAUAACUACACAACUGACUGAGAACAAGAGAGAAGGUCAGGAGGUCAGGGAUGGAGCCUGGGACCCCCCAGGGGCCGCCGCAGCCCCGGGGGAGGCCCCCCGCACAGUCACAGGGCCCGGGCCUUCGGAGAGACGGAUAUUACCGGCCUGCGCCCCACACUUGGCACAACGGAGAGAGGUUCCAUCAAUGGCAAGACGCCCGUGGGAGCCCCCAGCCACAGAGGGACCCCAGGGCAGACCACCAGCAGCCCCAUUACAUGCCCAGGCCUGGGGACAGGCCUCAGCCUGGGUCAGGGGUUGACUAUCAGGAAGGUGGCUAUCCCCCCCAGUUGUAUGCGAGGCCAGGCAUUGAGGAUCCAUAUCAGAGCUACCUCCCCCCGGCUCUGAGGGAAGAGUAUGCUUAUGGAAGUUACUACUACCGUGGGCACCCGCAGCAGCAGCCAGAAGAAAGAGUGCGGAGGCAAGCGAGUCCUUAUAUCUGGCAUGAAGAUUAUCGAGAGCCAAAGUACCUCCCUGAGCAUCACCGUGGAAACCAGAAGAGUCCGUCUGGGACACACAGUGAGACCCAGUUCCAAUCUCAGAGUGGGAACGCUUAUAAAGACAGCCCUGCUUCCAACUCUGGGCAGGAGAGGCCUGGGAACCUGUUUCCGGAGAGUCUACUCACGGGGGCCCAGAUGAAUAAGCCACCGCUGAGCAACGAGUCCAACCUUGUGCAGCAGCAGGAGUCCGGCCUCAGCUCCAGCAGCUAUGAGCUCAGCCAGUACAUGGCCGAUGUCCCCGAGCCCUACGACCCCGUGGCCUCAGCAGCAUGGAGACCAAUUCAGGACGAGGACGCACCGGCAGCGGGUUUCAAGGCGCCCAUGAAGUUCUACAUCCCCCAUGUGCCUGUGAGUUUCGGGCCAGGAGGCCAGCUGGUGCGUGUAUGUCCCUGCUCUCCCAGCGAUGGGCAAACGGCCCUUGUUGAACUGCACAGCAUGGAGGUUAUUCUUAAUGAUUGUGAGGAACAAGAGGAGAUGAGAACUUUCUCAGGACCCCUGAUCAGGGAAGACGUGCACAAGGUGGACAUCAUGACAUUUUGCCAGCAGAAAGCAGCUCAGAGCCGCAAAUCCGAGACCCCAGGGAGCAGAGACUCAGCUCUGCUGUGGCAGCUGCUGGUUCUCCUUUGUCGGCAGAAUGGGUCCAUGGUGGGGUCUGACAUUGCGGAGCUGCUGGUGCAAGACUGCAAGAAGCUGGACAAGUACCAGAGGCAGCCACCGGUGGCCAACCUCAUCAGCCUGACCGAUGACGACAGCUGGCCAGUGCUCAGCGCGGGGACCCCGAACCUGCUCACCGGGGAGAUUCCCCCCAGUGUGGAGACGCCAGCGCAGAUCGUGGAGAAAUUCACUAAACUGCUCUACUAUGGGAGGAAGAAGGCAACCUUGGAGUGGGCCAUGAAGAACCAUCUGUGGGGCCACGCUUUGUUCCUCUCCAGCAAGAUGGACCCAAGGACCUACAGCUGGGUCAUGAGUGGCUUCACCAGCACGCUGGCGCUCAACGACCCGCUGCAGACUCUCUUCCAGCUCAUGUCCGGGAGGAUCCCGCAAGCAGCCACGAGUUGUGGGGACAAGCAGUGGGGAGACUGGAGGCCUCACUUGGCGGUGAUGCUGUCGAACCAGGCUGGGGACCCGGAGCUGCAUCAGCGUGCGAUCGUCACCAUGGGGGACACCCUGGCGGGGAAGGGACUGGUGGAGGCCGCUCACUUCUGCUACCUCGUGGCUCGCGUGCCCUUUGGCCACUACACCGUGAAGACAGACCACCUGGCCCUGCUGGGCAGCAGCCACAGUCAAGAGUUUUUGAAAUUUGCUACCACUGAGGCGAUCCAGAGGACUGAGAUCUUCGAGUACUGUCUGAUGCUGGGCAGCCCCCAGUCCUUCAUCCCUUCCUUCCAGGUGUAUAAGCUCCUGUACGCUUCCCGGCUGGCAGAUUUCGGCCUCGCGUCCCAGGCCCUGCAUUACUGUGAGGCCGUUGGCACAGCCCUGCUCAGCCAGGGAGAGGGCAGUCACCCCGUGCUAUUGGUGGAGCUCAUCAAGCUGGCCGAGAAACUGAAGCUUUCUGAUCCCCUGCUGUUGGACAGACGCCGCGGGGACCGGGCCCUGGAGCCGGACUGGCUUGUGCGCCUUCGGAAGCUGCACAAGGAGCUGGAGCAAAAGGUAGCAGGAGACACUGGGGAUCCCUGUUCUCAUUCAGAUAUUUCCGGAGCCCAAGGAACAACAGGAAACCCUUCCUACUACAAUCUUUCAAGACAUCAAGGGGACUCAGACACCACCAGGGACCCCUCGGCCCUGUGGCCAACGGUGGAACCCGUGCGCCCGGCCCGGCCCAGUCCACAGCAGCCCCUUGCACUGCAGCCGGGCUCCUACCCGGUGGGCGGAGAUCUCGGGCAGACUGGGGUCCCAGUGCCUCUUUACUCAGUUCCCGAGACCCACCUGCCAGGGCUUGAUGGUGGCACGGCAGUGACAGAGGCUCCCGGAGGAAGGGCCUGGGAGGGGGCCCAGCAGACCCAGCCACGCCCGGGGGAGAACCCAGUGUCUCAAGACACUCUCCAGCACCCUGACGGUCCAAGGGUGUUUUCCGAACCACAGGUGCCAAUGAUUCCCAGGACACAAGACAUUUCCGAGGAUGCCACUGUUUCAUCCAAGGAGGAGGAAGAGGAUUCUUCUGAUGAGACAGAUAAAAAAUCUUCCCGCCACACGGCACAGAAAGCAAAGAGCUCAGGGUUUGGCUGGUUCAGCUGGUUUCGCUCAAAGCCCACCGACAGCACACCCUCCUCCGGGGAUGAAGACUCUUCUGACGGCCCCGACUCAGAGGAGACCCCCAGGGCGCCUUCUCCCCCCCAGGCUGGCGCGGGCCUCUCACUGACGCCCCUCCCGGAGCCCCCGUCUCUGACAGGUGUCAACACCUUCUCCAGGGCCACAGGUGGGGGUGAAGUCCAAGGACCGACGUCCAGUGGGGGAGCAGCUGAGGUCACUGGGAAUGGAGGCCUGUCUGGGCCCCAGGGGGUUUCCUCAGAGCGCUACUUCAACCCUGGUGGCCUGCUUCCCCCAACCCCCAUGAAAGGGGCCGUUCCUCUCUACAACCCAUCGCAGGUGCCCCAGCUCUCCACGGCUCCUGGCCCGAGCCGGCCAAGUCGCCUCGCUCAGCGCCGCUAUCCCACGCAGCCGUGAGGAGUGACCACCCACCCCAGGAGGGUCUCCCUAGAGUGCAGUGUUUACGUUGCUGUCCUCUCCUCAUCUUCCAGCCCCUCUGCCGUGUCGGGGCCCCCCUGGGCAUGGAGAAGGCAAGGGGAUGGGGUCCCCCGGGAUCCAGCUCAGUCCAGCCUCUUAACACCAGCUUCACAUGACGGAAAUGACUCCAUGAGAUGGAAAGGUGGGGCAUGAGCUCAGAUGGGAGGGGAGCAGGGAACGGGGUGCCAUCCAUGGGGCAGCUCGGGGGAUGGUGGCUUCAGAUCCCCAGGCAAGUCGGGACCCAAGGACACCACCACCGCUGGAAUUAGCGCGGAUCCCACUGGGCUUUGCAGCAGGAAUUAUUGAGGGGCGCGGAGCACUCGGAGCAAUAUCCUGGACUAAUUUAACUCCUUCCUCAGGUUCAGUUAUAGACCAAUUCAUGGCUCUCCUUAGCAAAAGUUUUUAUACUAAAACUUGAUUAUUCUUGUCACAAUUCCCUUUUCAGUGGCACUUCAGCAGUUUCCCUGUUGGUCUUCAUUUUGUGCACAUUUUUAUGGGGUUCAGAUUAAUUAUAUCUCUCUCACUUUCUUCGCUGGUCCUAUUUUUUCACAUUCUGGCAUCUGGCUAUCAAGUUAGAUUGCUGUCGGCAUCCUAUUGUCAUGGUAACUGCUGAACCCAAUGAUGCAGAUGGAUGGAGCAUCAGUCAAACAGACGAUGGAAAACAUUUUCUAAAAAUUCGCCCCUUCCCUGAGAGGGGAGGGGUGAGUGUGCGAUACUGGUGCUCCCUCCCUGCCUGCUUCAGGCCUUUGCGAAUUGAUGUUCGGAGGGUCCCAGGCACCGGAAGGAGGAGGGGGACAUCUUGGAGAUUUCCAUUUUCUUCUUUGAAACCCAAAAUAGAAAUGACUGGUGGUGUUUGUCAGAUUUGCUGAAAAUUGCUCCUCACAAAGAACACUGCGUUUUGUAUGUGUAAUUGUACAUACAGGUUUUGUACUCUGACGUACUCCUGUUCUAAUGUUGGUAGCGAUUAAACAAGAUAAUUUUAUAGCAAAUGCUUGUCUGUGGCACAUUCCAUGGUGUGUUCCGGAGUCUUUUCUAAUAAUGGUUUCACUGUGUGA